UUCAAAUAUACCAUGAUUCACUGAGCAGAGUUUAUCCAAGCUGCGUAUAACGCCCUGCACGCUCUUUUUAAUACUCAUCUAAAUAUAGAUCGGUAUGAUUAGAGAAGAUGGAUACAAUGAAGAAUAUAGUUAUGACAGGAUGACUACUUUGGAACAAGGAAUACAAGAGAAUAAGAAGUACCAUGCAGAUCUGAAAUUGCCUAACAAGUUACAUCCAUGUGUUAAGUACAAAACCUGGAUGUUUUCUCUUCUGAUUGGGAGUUGUCUUCUUGCAACGUCUGGGUUUUCACUUUACUUAGGAAAUGUGUUCCCUUCUGAAAUGGACUAUUUGAGGUGUGCUGCAGGAUCUUGUAUACCUUCCGCUGUUGUAAGUUUUGCAGUGUUGAAAAACAAGGAGAAUGUGGUCUCUCAUUUUCAGAUAUUGCAUGUAUCAACAUUUUCUAUUACUACUACAUGCCUAAUAUGGUAUGGCUGCAAGCUUGCAAUUAAUCCAACAGCAAUUAAUAUAAAUUUCAACUUGAUGCUCCUCAUUUUGAUGGAAAUUUUGAUGGCAACUACAGUGAUAAUUUCUGCAAGGUCACGGGUGGACUGCUGCCCUGAGAAAAGAGGUACAACCUGUGGUAGCUCAAAAAAUCUAAGACAUGUGCAGUUUCCUGCAAGGAUGAUGAAGUUUUUCUCUAUUGUCGAGGUGGUGGUUGGAAUGUCUGCAGUAUUUGGCGGUGUUAUUGCGUUACAUGUCGAUGCGCUCCUACACAGUCCUUAUUUGUAUGUCUCCAUCUUUUGGGUAUUAGCAGCUUGUUUCCCAUGUGCAAUUGCCAGCCAUGUUGCAGCAGAAUUUCCAAGCCAGUGUUUGGUUGAAGUUCUGAUCGCUACCAGCAGUAUUACAGCUCCAUUAUUAUAUACAACUUCAUCUUACUUGUCUAUUUAUGUCAUACAGACAGUCGUCAUUUUUAAAACAUAUCCACCCGAUGUAACGCACUUCUAUGAAAUACUGCUGUUGCUCCUGAUGCUGAUUCUGCUGGUCCAAGCUGUGCUCACAAAUAUCACGGUCAUACAGUGUGUUCAUUAUAAAUCACAAAUGAGAGUACUGGAUUCCUGCUUGAAUGUACCGUAUGUGGACAAGAAUGAUCACAGAAAUAAUGAUGAGCUGAACCCUAAUCAAACUUUGUGCUGUUCUGUUUGUAGCUGCCAAUGCCUGGAUGCAGCAUGGCUAUAAAUGAGGU
Molecule: messenger RNA, 1223 nt
Organism: Nanorana parkeri
Lineage: Eukaryota; Metazoa; Chordata; Amphibia; Anura; Dicroglossidae
Gene: MLC1
Product: megalencephalic leukoencephalopathy with subcortical cysts 1
Exons: 12
Coding region: 95-1216 (373 amino acids)
Biological process (GO): regulation of response to osmotic stress
Cellular component (GO): endoplasmic reticulum; plasma membrane; cytoplasmic vesicle
Source: RefSeq, a predicted model, not a curated record